AUGUCGCUCAUACAUACUCCGCCACAAAAACCGGCCGACGAUGGCCAAGUGCAGAAAGAAAACGAAGAAGAAAAUGAAGAAGCGAGUGAAGAAGAAAUUGAAGAAGAAGAAGAGGAAGACGAGCUAAGCUUGCUUAUCUACAAGCGUGGGCAAGUGAAAGCGAAAGUGACAAGACUCCGAAGCACCUUGCGAAUGGAACGGCGUAAUAUUAACUUACCAAGGGCGCAAGUAAUGAAGAGCAACCUGGCCAAGCACUACGACGAGUACUUGCUGUACCACAGUCAGGUACUGGACAACGUCAACAAAAAAGAUGCUGUUAAGCUCUAUCACUUGGAAAAGUCCUUGGUAGGAGCUGCAGCUGGGGUUAUCGACAUCAAAACCAUAAACGACAACAACUACCAGCGGGCAUGGAAAAUACUAGAGGAUCGCUUCGAAAACAAGCGCAACAUUAUAGAAACGCACCUCCGAGGAUUGAGCAAGAUGAAAAGGAUGACAAAGGAGUCCUCUACCGAGCUUCGUGAAUUAGUCGAGGAAUGUACACGGCACGUCGACCACCUGGAGUUCAUGGGACAACACUGCGAAGGAGUUUCCCAUUUAAUGGUUAUUCUCCACCUGUCCGAUGCCUUGGAUCCUGAAACAAAGAAGUUAUGGGAAGCUACAUUGGAGUAUGGAGAGCUGCCAACGUACAACGAGACAAUAGAUUUUCUGAGGAAACGUUGUCAAAUUUUGGAACGAUGCGAGGCUCCAGAAUCGUCAGUCAACCCAAAAGCGAAGGUGAACCUAUGCAACAAGGUACAUCAGACGUUCCGUUGUGAAGAGUUCCGUGCGUUGAGUACAAGCGAGCGUAUAGCUAGAGCCAAGAACAUAAGGGUUUGCUUCACCUGCCUUCGUAAAGGCCAUAGGCUGGCAGAGUGUCAAUCAAAGAAGACGUGCAUGGUGUGCAAGUUAAAACACAAUACUCUUCUACACCUGGAAGAUGCACAGAAAGGAUCAAGUAACCGGAACAAGGCGCAGCAAUCGGAGCAGCAAGAAGAUGCGGAAUCAGGAAGCAGCAAGCCACGACGUUUACCAUCAGCAGAGGAAAAGGAUUCCGAUAAGUCUACCAUUUGUUCGUAUAGCAUGCCUCAUUCGCCCAGUCAGGUGCUGCUUAUGACAGCAGUAGUACAUGUGAAGGAUAAAAACCACAAAGUUCAAAAAUGUCGAGCAUUUAUUGAUCCAGGCUCUAUGUCACACAUGUUAUCGACCAGGAUGGCCAAGUUACUUGAUCUGCCAUCAUCACCAACUCACGUAACCGUUACUGGAAUCAAUGGUACCAAGUCUACCGGAAACAAGCGGAUGGCGGUUGAGUUUACGCUUGGUUGGAUCGUAACAGGAGAAAUUAACAGCAACGGAGAAGAAACAGAAACAGUGGUUGUGCAUUCGAAUGCCGCUAUCGUGUCACCGUCGUUGAAGACGUUGAUCCAGAAAUUUUGGGAAAUUGAAGAUGUCUCAGACCGGGAUGAAGCUGCAAGCGAAGACUUUUGUGAACGACAUUUCCAGGAGACCCAUCGUCGUGAUAGGAAUGGCAAGUACAUUGUGUCACUUCCUUUCAAGGAUAAUGUCAACGAACUAGGUGAUUCCAGAGCAAUGGCCGUUAAGCGGUUUAUGAUGUUGGAGAAACGUUUAAGUCGUUGUACGGACCUUCGGCAUCAAUACGAGGCAUUCAUGAAUGAGUACCAAAGCUUGGGACACUUGCAGAGCGACCUCUUCUCCAUCGAUUUGCGGUUCCGGAAGCAUACAGUCGUUUUCAAAGCUGAUGUUACAAAGAUGUACCGGCAAGUCUGGAUGAAUCCUCUAGACACUAGGUAUCUUCGAAUGUUCUGGAGAUCGAAUCCGAGUCAGCAAUUAAAAGUGUUCGAGCUCACAACGGUGACAUACGGAACGGCAUCCGCACCGUUUCAGGCAACAAGAGCGUUGAAGCAGCUUGCAAUGGACGAAAAAGAGCGGUUUCCUAUGGCUGCAGAGAUCGUUGAGAACGAUUUUUAUGUGGACGAUAUUUUGAGUGGUGCAAAUAGCAUUCCGGAAGCAGCAGAUCGAAUAGUACAGUUGAAGCAGCUGUUGGAAUCCGGUGGAUUCCCGAUACACAAGUGGUCAUCAAAUUCUCCAGAGAUCUUGAGGAAUAUUCCUGAGGAAGAGAAGGAAAAACCGUUCGAGUUAGAAAACAUCAGUGGUUGUGAAGUGAUCAAGACAUUGGGUAUACUAUGGGACCCUGUAACGGAUGAGUUCCUGUUUGCAGUUCCAGAAGCAGAAAAGGUAGAAAUGGAGAAGAUCACCAAAAGAUACGUGUUGUCGCAGAUAGCCAGGCUAUACGAUCCACUGGGCCUAGUAUCGCCAAUCGUUGUGCUUGCUAAGCUCAUCAUGCAAGAUCUCUGGGCCAGCGAGCUAGGCUGGGAUGAGCAGUUGAAAGAAGAGCAGUUAAGAGCCUGGCAAAUGUUUGCGUGCUCGUUGCCAGACUUAUCAUCCAUGAGAAUUCCAAGAGGCGUGGUAUCCCAGAAUGCGGAGGUUAUCGAACUUCAUGGUUUUGCAGAUGCUUCAAAGCUUGCUUACGGUGCCUGCUUAUAUGUACGCUGCAUUGACAGUGACCGGGGUGUACUCACUAAGCUUUUGUGCAGCAAAUCUAAGGUGGCACCACUGAAGGAGCUGACUAUCCCUCGGAAGGAGUUGUGCGCUGCGCUGCUCCUGAGUCGUCUUGUGGACAAGGCGGUUCCUGCGUUGCAAAUAGAGUUCCAGAAGAUUUUGUUGUGGAGUGAUAGUCAAAUCGUACUUGCCUGGCUCAAGAAAUCAUCGGCCUCGCUGCAGGUCUUCGUUCGAAACCGAGUGGCUGAAAUCAAUGAAUCGGCGUACAAGUGGAAUGCGAAAUGGGAUUACGUGCAUACUUCAAACAAUCCGGCAGAUGUUGUGUCUCGUGGCCAACUUGCGGAUUCGCUACGAGUAAACAGACUAUGGUGGAGCGGUCCGGUGUUUUUGAAUGAAGCAGAAAUCCAUCCGGACGAAGCAGAUCCGUUUCCCGAAGAUCAGAUUCCGGAACUUCGAAGAGUGACUCAAGGUUCAGCGGCGUUGAUUGAAGUACUCCCAGUCUUCACGAAUUCUAACGAAGAACCGGAAAUUGUUGAGAACCAGGAUGAGAACGCAGAUCUUGUAUGUAUUGGAUACGCAGACCGACAUUCCUACAUAUCCAACCAAUGCGUCAACGGGCCAAGAUGCAACGAAUCCGUUGAACAGAUCGAUGCUUGCAUGCAGCUGCCAUGCUCCCGUGGUGGUGUGCAUGGCAACAUCGAUAUCUCCAUCAACAAUCCAACGAAUCCACUCAAUCCGUUCCCUGCUACGAUCCACUGA
This is a messenger RNA of Ochlerotatus camptorhynchus, 3375 nucleotides long. RefSeq lists its product as uncharacterized. The transcript is spliced from 7 exons. Bases 1 to 3375 code for a protein of 1124 amino acids. NCBI's taxonomy places the organism in Eukaryota, Metazoa, Arthropoda, Insecta, Diptera, Culicidae. The record is from RefSeq and is a predicted model, not a curated record.